Macrosteles quadrilineatus (aster leafhopper) is the source of this 1861-nucleotide messenger RNA. It is a transcript of the gene BBS4, whose product is annotated as Bardet-Biedl syndrome 4 protein homolog. The coding region runs from base 297 to 1670 and encodes 457 amino acids. The record is from RefSeq and is a predicted model, not a curated record. Gene Ontology annotation, molecular function: protein binding. NCBI's taxonomy places the organism in Eukaryota, Metazoa, Arthropoda, Insecta, Hemiptera, Cicadellidae. Gene Ontology annotation, biological process: protein localization to cilium; cilium assembly. Gene Ontology annotation, cellular component: ciliary basal body. The transcript has 11 exons.
UCUAGUAUUCGUGGUAUAUAUACUAUUAUCUUUGACUUUCCUAUACUAACAGUAUAAUUACUAUAAUACUGCCAGCGCCAGCCAGUGCAGUGCAGACUGCCUGCAUUAGUCCCGUGUGGUAGUGGUGGUGUGGUCCCGGUCUCGUUAUCAUUCUCCUCUUUCUCAUGCUAAGUCAUAAGUUAAGUCUUUAUUUACCAUUAAAUACUAUAUUGUAUUGUGAGAGGGGUGAACUCGUGGUUUAAGCACGUCAACCGAAGCUUAUUGUGCAUCCCACUUGCCACUAACUGGUUUGAAUCAUGAAUCAUUCAUCUUUGAAUGGAAGUAUUUCCAGUGGGCAAGUUGGUCACAAUCUAUCUGCUGUUCCCAGGCCUACGGGAACAAUCGACAAAGGUGCUGAGUUUUUCUCAAUUACUGCUCGUAACUGGUUGAUUCAUUUACGUUAUGUUCGUAAGGAGUUUGAUAUCUGCAAGCUAUUGAUUGAAGAAGAGUUGAAAAAAACCAGAGGUUACAACGAAUAUGCCAACUAUGUACUUGGGCUAAUUCUUCGUCAUGAAGGGAAAAUUCAAGAGUCUAUGGAAUAUUUCAAGAAAUGUCACACAUUGAAUCCAAAAAAUAUUGAAAACAUCAAACAAGUUGCUCGGUCUCUUUUCCUGCUCGGCCGUCAUGAGCUGGCCUUGGAAGCCUACCUGGAAGCGGAGCGUACAUCCGAUUCUCCAGAUUGGAACAUCUACCAUAACCUAGGUGAAUGUUUUCUGAUGCUGGCACAGCUGGGCAAAGCUCGGGAGUAUCUAACUAGAGCAGUACAGCUGGGAAAAAGUCAAGUGUCGUACCGCACACUCGCUCAACUCUACGAGCAAGAAGGAGAUAUUCAGGGGGCUAUUGACGUGUACAGCACUGCAUUAGAAUUUUUCCCAGGGAACAGUGACUUGGCUGUAGAACUAGGAUUGAUACACUUGCGUAACGGUGACUACCAGAGAUCAGUCAACUGGCUAGGAUAUGCACUGGCACAUGACAGUACUUGUACCUCUGCACUGCUUGCCACAGGUGCCAUCAUACAGAAACAUGAGGAUUUUGAUAUUGCUCUGGCCAAGUACAAGAUGGCUGCUCAACACCGCCCUGAGUCAGCUGCACUGUGGAACAACGUUGGAAUGUGUUUCUUUGGGAAGAAGAAGUACAUAGCUACAAUUAGCUGUCUCAAGAUGGCCAACUACUUGUCUCCGUUGGACUGGAAGACCCUAUACAACCUAGGGCUGGUGUACCUGACAUGUCGUCAGUACGCGUCUAGCUUUGUCUCUCUAUCUGCUUGUGUCAAACUGAGACAGAGGCAUGCUCCGUCGUUCAUGCUGCUGGCAUUAGUCCUUAUGCACCUAGAAGACCAGGACAAUGCAGGAAAGGCCUGGGAACAAGCUGUGAAACUUGACCCGGAGGACCCUGGGAUCAGAGCGAACUACGCUGCAUUCUGGGUCAGGCUCGGACUACACCAGCAGGCUCUAGAUCAACUCAAUGUAUUCAACAGACUGGCACAGCAAGUACCUAACAUAGAGCCUCAGAUCCUGGGACUGGUGAAGACUCUGACAGCUCAGGUGACCAAAGAUAUAGCCCCUCAUGCAGAGGACGGUGAUGCUCAGCACCAGGUGAACCAGGAGGAUAGUGACGGUGAUCAAGAGUGAAGAAACAUUGUUAACACCCUUUCAAUUGUAGUGAUUAUAUUAUUGUAUGACCUGAAGAUGGUUACCGAAACCGGAAACAGGAACUGAAGCACACAUUCCCAGCAACUAGACUACAAAUUACUAGAUGCAGAUGUUUAAACCGGGAACAAGACUCAGCUACAUGUCUAUAUCAUAUUUAAGUAUAAAUACAU